ACAAAAGAUGUAAAUACAGAGAAUUGAAUAUUGUUUUUCUAAUUAUUUAAAUAACAAAAGAACAACAAUAGAAAAGAAGUGAAUCUAGUCUAUGUGAAUAGUUGAUAAUAUCCAGUGUAUGUGAUUAUUUUUUAUUGUGGGAGAAAAUGGAUACUAAGUGGAAAAGAUAUUUAUUUUGGUUCGCGCACGAACACGUGGAUUUUCGAAUAGCUGAAAUGGAAUCUAUUUUAGAUAUGUUUAAAAUAACAUUUAGAACAAUAUUAAAACCAAAAGAACAUCCAUUCUGGAUUGUUGAAUUGCCAUCGGUAAAUCCUGUCCAUCAAAUAGCCAGUCGUUCAGUUUCACUUCGUUAUUGCCUCGAACUUUGGGCAAUGUCAAAGGAUCUCGAGACAUUGCACAGUUGUUUAAAAACCUAUACUAAUGAAAAUAUUGAUAAUUUUCGUAAUCUGUCGUUUAAAAUUAAUGUCAAAACAUUUUGUAAACAUUUCUCGCAGAAGGACAAAGUUGGCAAAAUAGAAUCGUUUAAUUAUCUACCACUGGAGGGUUCGGUUAAAUUAAAUAAUCCCGAAUUAACUCUAUAUUAUUUUGAAUAUUAUGGCUUGGAUCCAAAUUGUAUUCCCCAAAAGCCUUUUCAUUUAUUCUUUGGAAGGUGGAUUAUCGAUGGGCAGAGGGAUCUCAUUCAGAAAUUUUCCCUCAAAACACGCAAAUUUAUAGGAAAUACAUCAAUGGAUCCGCAAUUAUCGUUGAUGAUGGCAAAUCAAGCACAAGUACAAAAUGGAGAUUUGGUCCUGGAUCCUUUCGUUGGCACUGGAUCCCUCCUGAUAGCGGCUUCACAAUUUGGAGGCUACACUCUAGGCACUGACAUAGAUUAUUUAAUGCUUCACGGACGCACGAGGCCGAGUCGAAUAUCGCAAAAAGCACGUGACAUUGACGAGAAUGUCGCGGCCAACAUGAAUCAAUAUGGAAUAACUUCUUACUUCGUUGACGUGGUGGUGGCCGAUUUUUCCUGUCAAUUAUGGCGCGACAAUCUUUGUUUAGACUCAAUUAUUACCGAUCCACCUUAUGGUGUUCGCGAAUCAACCGAACGUGUCGGCUCCACAAAAACUGGCUCAACAAUUGAAGCGCAUCAAGUUGAAACGCAUAUACCGUCAAAAGUUGUUUACGAUUUAAAUGAAAUUUUCCAUGACUUGCUGAAUUUUUCCGCAAAACAUUUAAAAAUAAACGGACGACUUGUCUGUUGGUUUCCAUUAUUCACUGAGGAUCAUUCCGAAGAAUUUGUACCGACAAAUUCAUGUCUUCAAUUAUUAGCAAGCUCGGAGCAAAUACUUAGCGCAAAUACAAGUAGACUAUUGUUAACUUACCGAAAAGUUCGUGAACCACAAUCGUGAAUUUAUUUUUUAACCAACUAGGACUUGAUUUAUAUUGAAUUUGUUUUUGUAAUUUAAAUAAAGAAACUCAAUACGAAAA
Messenger RNA from Leptopilina heterotoma, 1467 nucleotides. Its product is annotated as tRNA (guanine(10)-N2)-methyltransferase homolog. Gene Ontology annotation, molecular function: nucleic acid binding. Gene Ontology annotation, biological process: methylation. Lineage: Eukaryota; Metazoa; Arthropoda; Insecta; Hymenoptera; Figitidae. The coding region runs from base 147 to 1388 and encodes 413 amino acids. The record is from RefSeq and is a predicted model, not a curated record. Gene Ontology annotation, cellular component: cytoplasm. The transcript has 2 exons.